AUGACAGAUACAAGCCCGUCGUUGGAACCCCCUCUGAAUGCUGACAAACCCCAUACAUAUGCAGAAUCCCUCAGAAAUUCAAUGCCAGAUCAACAACAAUUACCAAUUAUAGAGUCGCAGAUCCACCUAAAUCUUGUCCCGCCAUUGAACUUCUCGUUAGUUGAAGACGGCAUUUAUCGAUCUGGGUUCCCCAUGGAAAUCAACUACCCUUUCCUCCAACAACUCAAUCUCAAAACAAUUAUAUAUCUCGGCGAUUUGGGCCACGAAACACUAUCACCGUCAUCAUCCACCAUCAAAAAGAAGAAGAAGAAGAAAAAGGAUAAGGAUGGCUCAACGGAAAUAUUCAACCAAUAUGUCAACUGGAUCAACAAUCAGAAUGAAAUCACAUUUCACAAUCUCCUAAUUGAAUCCUCACAAGAACCAUUCAACAAAUCACAAGAAAAUGAACAGAGUUUGGCCAGUUUAACAACUGCAUUGCAUUUGAUCUUGGAUAAAUCAAAUUACCCCAUCUUGGUUCAUUCGAAUAAAGGUAAGCAUCGAACGGGGCUAUUUAUAGGAUUGAUGAGAAAAUUACUUCAAGGAUGGUGUCUUUCUGGUAUAUUUGAAGAAUAUGAAAAAUUCGCCAUGGGGAAAUUUGAAUAUGAUUUGGAAUUGAUUGAGAUUUGGCAACCGGAAUUGUUUAUUGAUGAUGAAAAGAAACCAAACUUUAUACGAUUGUAA
Molecule: messenger RNA, 720 nt
Organism: Lodderomyces margitis
Lineage: Eukaryota; Fungi; Ascomycota; Pichiomycetes; Serinales; Debaryomycetaceae
Exons: 1
Coding region: 1-720 (239 amino acids)
Cellular component (GO): cytoplasm
Molecular function (GO): phosphatase activity; inositol diphosphate tetrakisphosphate diphosphatase activity
Source: RefSeq, a predicted model, not a curated record